GCUACAACCGCCUUUCCUCAAUCCAUACCUUCAUCUUCAAUUUAAAGAGUUGGUUUCUCUCUAAAUGCAACUCAUCUCCUUCGCAUACAAACAAUUUCAAACCUCUUGCUAGCUCAAAUCCUCAUACUCCUAAAGUCCUUAUAAAAAGUAUCAAACUGAUUUGCAAUUUGUUAGCCGGUCUGAAGUUUUAAAAGUUGAAACAAGGUUUGGUAAAGUGGUGUGAACUUCUUGAAUCUGAGUUUGUCUGAUUGCACCAAAUCCAUUUGAGAGAAAAAGCUUUCUGUUGAUUUUGGAUUCACAAAUGGUGAUUGGUUAAGACUUAAGAGAAUUGGAAGAAAAGAUGAUAGGGUUUUGCAUAGUUAUUGGAGUGGUGACCUAAGAGAAUGGAACCGUAAGUCAAUAAAAACAGUGGGUUCUGAAAAUACAGGAUAGAAUUGGUAGUCGAAGAAAGACGCUAAAAGAUUCCAGACCAAAAACUGGAAUCAAGAUUAGAAAGUUUGCGUAGUUGAGAUAUCAAAAAGAGGAAGGGAUUAACGUUGUUGUCUGAUUCUAACGAUUGACGUGGUGGUUGAAAGGAGAUGGUUGUCAGUGACUUGGUAAUGUGUGGUGAUCAAAGCAGAAUAAUCAACGACGACAUAUAAAUCACAUUCUUAUUCAGCACCGCUUGAUUAUUCGAUUUCGCCGUAAAGGGCGUUUAAACGGAUGCAAACGCAGCCGCAAACGGCCAGCCAUGCAAAAAGAAUCAUCGGCGGGGGAGGGGGCUGCGCGGGGUCCACAACCUGAUCUGGACGACGAGGAUGAAACUCGAACGACGAUAGAAACUCGAUCAGUAUCUCCCUGUAGCUCGGCGUAAACGAUAGCUCAAACCGUCGAUCCCACGGUGAAUCACGGGGAACAAACGCAGCCGCAAACGGCUGCGAAAUCGCUAUGACACACGAAACAACAGUCGCUAUGAAUCGUUUAAACGGUUGCGAACUGAUCCGGUUGAGCUUAACUUGCAGCCACCCACCGUGAUUAAUUACCGAGGGUUCUUGAUUCCCCCAAGUAUAUUAUUAUUCAGCACAAAUCACUUCAGGUACUUUAUUUUUUUUCUUAAAGUUUCUAUUUUUAAUGUUGUUCAUAAGUUGGGUAUUUAGGUUACUUAUUGUAUUGAAAAUUGGUUGUGGUUUUUGGUUAAAGCUAUUGAUUGUGUAUUUUCAGCAAUUUAGAUGACCCUUUUGUUUUGUUUUGUUUUGUUUUUUAUUGAUAAAAAUGGAAAAUUUUGAUUUGUUAUUAAUAGGAAAUAUUUUAUAAGAAGUAACAUGCCCCUUAAGUUUAUGAUCAUGUGAUUUUGAUGUGAAAAAAUUGAAAAGAGUAAGGUACAAGUAACAUCCCCUAUUAUGCACUAUUAAGAGAAAGGUGUUCUUCACUUCUUCAUCAAUAGUUUGCUAGUUUUAAUAGAUUUAUCGAUUUUCAUCUUUUAAUACAACUCGCUUACUUGAUGAUAACAGAAAAGUGUUUGUAUACAGCGCUGUUCGUCGUCUAGAUAUAAGGAUCAUAUUUGUUUUCAUCAUUAAAAAUCUUGAUUUUACGGUUUAAGGACACAAUCUUGAUUUUGUGGAUCUUGUUUGUAUCAUUUGAGUCAGGGUAGGAAAAGAGUCUAUUUCAAAUUUUCAAUACCAAAACCUAAUACACUUCGAUUUUCUGUUUGUGGGUCCGCGUUAUACGCAUUCGAAGCAACAAAGACAUGGUUAUUUGUCCCAUUUACUUGUAAGAGUAGGUCUAUAACUACCACCAAACUUGCCAUUUUUUCCAAAUUUUAGGAGAGUAAGUGAAACUACAUCUCAUGCUUUUUUACUCACAUAAGCGAUAUCGAUAGCAACAGUAGUGGUGUCGUGGUAGCUUUACGAAUCAUAACAAAAGAUUUCUUGAUUAUUGACAACACCUUUUAGUUGUAUGUGUGUCUCCAUAUAGUGAAAAAGGAGACUAUGGUUGCAAAGUCUUGUUGAACCAUGAAGGCUAUGAAGUGUUUCUCCUUCUCUUAUGGUGAUGAAAAUGGAGAACCGAAAACCCCAAAGUCAACUUCGGUCCAGUCCUCCAUGUCAAAUGGUCACGAGGGGAGGAAAUCAGGCUCGGACUUUACAUCAAUGGAUAUGUCCGAUAGUAGCACCGUGUCCUCCACACGGGUUUCAUUCACGAGUUUGACUCAAAACCCGAGUGGCAAAAGUUACAAUAACCUCAGGGAAUUUUCAAUUACCGAGCUGAAAACUGCCACACGGAAUUUUAGCCGGGCUCUCAUGAUAGGCGAAGGCGGUUUUGGAGGCGUGUAUCGGGCUGUCAUACGAAAAGCAGACGGUUCGGGCCAGAAGAUUGACGUUGCUAUCAAACAACUUAGCCGAAGGGGAUUGCAGGGCCACAAAGAAUGGUUGACAGAGGUAAAUGUUCUCGGGUUUGUUGACCAUCCAAACCUGGUCAAACUUGUGGGAUAUAGCUCUGAAGAUGAUGAAAGAGGGAUCCAACGCCUUCUUGUGUACGAGUACAUGCAAAAUAGGAGUGUUCAAGAUCAUUUAUCGAGGUUUCAAACGCCUCUUCCGUGGUCUACUAGACUCAAGAUUGCUCGAGAUGCUGCUCGAGGCUUAGCUUAUCUCCAUGAAGGAAUGGAAUUUCAGAUAAUCUUCCGAGAUUUCAAAUCUUCAAACAUUCUCUUGGACAAGAACUGGAAUGCUAAGUUGUCGGAUUUUGGGCUGGCCAGGCUCGGCCCGUCGGAUGAGCUAAGUCAUGUAUCAACAGCGGUAGUUGGGACAGUUGGAUACGCAGCUCCAGAAUACGUUCAAACAGGACGGCUAACAUACAAAAGUGACGUUUGGAGCUUUGGGAUCUUCUUAUAUGAACUUAUCACGGGUCGAAGACCAUUUGACCGUAACAAGCCAAAAAACGAGCAAAAGCUCUUCCAUUGGGUGAGACGACACCUUUCCAACGACCCUCAAAAAUUCCAGAAGAUUCUAGACCCUCGGCUUGAGGGGAAUUACUCAGUCAAAUCGGCUCAAAAGCUAGCAGCUGUGGCUAACAAGUGCUUGCAUAGACAACCAAAGAUGAGGCCGAAAAUGAGCCAAGUGGUGGAGAUCUUAAACACGAUCGUGGAAGAUGAGAGUGCCGAGAGCUUGGAGGAAUCAUCAUCACCGUGUUUUGAGGGUGCGGCGACACCAAAAAAUGGUGUUUUUGAGAGGUCAAUAACAGAGGGGUUAAAGAAAAGGCUUCUGGAUCCAGUUGUUGGAGAGAAUAAAUGGUUUGUUUGUUUGAGUCCUAAAGUUAUAAGCACUAGUUAGGGAAGCCUGAAUUGGUGCAUGUGAAAAUGGUUUGUAUAGGAAGUCUUCAAAUGAUACUUUAAUAUGUUAUAUGUGCAUUUCUGAAUGGUUCUUACAACUAAUAUGUAAUGUUUUAAAAUAUCAUUUGAAUGACAGGUGAUCAAGUUUGUAUGCUGUUGCUGCAAGUGAUCAUUUUUUUUUU
Messenger RNA from Helianthus annuus (common sunflower), 3486 nucleotides. RefSeq names its product serine/threonine-protein kinase PCRK1. The record is from RefSeq and is a predicted model, not a curated record. The coding region runs from base 1992 to 3305 and encodes 437 amino acids. NCBI's taxonomy places the organism in Eukaryota, Viridiplantae, Streptophyta, Magnoliopsida, Asterales, Asteraceae. Gene Ontology annotation, biological process: protein phosphorylation. The transcript has 6 exons. Gene Ontology annotation, molecular function: protein kinase activity; ATP binding.